Parascedosporium putredinis is the source of this 699-nucleotide messenger RNA. The record is from the annotation of a GenBank genome assembly. NCBI's taxonomy places the organism in Eukaryota, Fungi, Ascomycota, Sordariomycetes, Microascales, Microascaceae.
AUGUUCCCAUCGCGCUCGGGACCGGUCAGCGUGAAAGCGGUGCUCGAAGGGCCAGCGCGCCAAGAGUACUGUCCGGGGAAUCUCAAGGACAAGGGCUGUGGAGCCGUGCUCGAUGGCUCUUGCAUUGACGAGGAGUUUGCUCUAUCGCUUGGCCUUCCGAUCAUGCCGUAUAGGCCCGGGUCCGGGGCGCGCUACGCCGAGCCUUUGCUUGUAGUUGAACAACCAGCUAGCCCUGCUGGCUUCCUCAUUGCCAAGUUGAGCGUACAAGUCGUCCCGGACUUGUUCAAAAGGUGGCACGUCAAGUUCAGCUUCGGUCCUCGCGCUCAAGAGUCUAUUUUGAAACAGCUUCAUCGUGACGCGACCGGUGCCCUCGCGGCGCUCACUGCUCCGCCCUAUAUGUUGGAUGGCCCUCAUUUAAGUCCUCUCGUAGACUCGGCCCUGAGCAUGAGCAUGAGCUCCCAUGUUAGCAAUAAUUCCACCAUCACCGGAUCAGAAAACAUCCAACCUCUACAAAGUUAUCCUCCACACACCAAUAGUCUACAUGUACUUGAAGGUGCGGAGGCGACAUGGAGCGGUCCUUUUCCGGAGACACCGGCUCCGACUGCGAACCAAUUCCAUGACCUCACGGCGCAGGUCCCAUACCCAUGCCGGGCUUCCCGGGGUUUUGAUUACUCUAAGUGGUGUCUCUUCCGAUUUUAA